UUGGGAUUUCUGAUCUGCCCCUUGGGCCUGGUUGACCCAAUCUCUGGCUUGAGAGAAAUGCCUGUGGCCUCUCUUUGCCUGCAGACAGAUUCCUGUUCCAUCGAGGGCUGGCAGGAGGCUGAGCAGUGGGGUGGGUGAGGCUGGAAAUCUGUAGGGGAGACAGGGGGGCUGCAAAGAUCUUCCUGCCGACGAUGACUGGGAGGAAGAUCUCACAAGCCGAGGACAGCCACCGGGCCUGGAAAGAUGCUGGCCGUCCCGGAUCUGGGCCUGCAGGGGCUGUACAUCGGCUCCAGCCCAGAGCGGUCCCCAGUUCCUAGCCCACCCGGCUCCCCAAGGACCCAGGAAAGCUGUGGCAUUGCCCCCCUCACACCUUCUCAGUCUCCAGUCUUGCACUUGCAGAAGCCGGAGGCCCGAGCCCCCCAGCAGGCCUCCUUCUCCGUGGUGGUGGCCAUCGACUUUGGUACCACAUCCAGUGGCUAUGCUUUCAGCUUUGCCAGUGACCCUGAGGCCAUCCACAUGAUGAGGAAAUGGGAGGGCGGGGACCCAGGUGUGGCACACCAGAAGACACCCACCUGCCUGCUGCUGACCCCGGAGGGUGCCUUUCACAGCUUUGGCUACACCGCCCGUGAUUACUACCACGAUCUAGACCCUGAGGAAGCACGGGACUGGCUCUACUUCGAGAAGUUCAAGAUGAAGAUCCACAGCACCACUGAUCUCACCUUGAAGACACAGCUGGAGGCGGUAAAUGGAAAGAAAAUGCCUGCCCUGGAGGUGUUCGCUCAUGCCCUGCGCUUCUUCAAGGAGCACGCCCUUCAGGAGCUGAGAGAGCAGUGCCCCUCGCUGCUGGAGAAGGACACUGUGCGCUGGGUGUUGACGGUGCCCGCAAUCUGGAAACAGCCAGCCAAGCAGUUCAUGCGGGAGGCUGCCUACCUGGCUGGUCUGGUGUCGAGAGAGAAUGCAGAGCAGCUGCUCAUCGCCCUGGAGCCUGAGGCCGCCUCUGUCUACUGCCGCAAGCUGCGUCUGCACCAGCUCCUGGACCUGAGCAGCCGGGCCCCAGGCAGCGGGCGCCUGGGCGAGCGCCGCUCCAUCGACUCCAGCUUCCGACAGGCCCGUGAGCAGCUGAGAAGGUCCCGUCACAGCCGCACAUUCCUGGUGGAGUCAGGGGUCGGAGAGCUGUGGGCAGAGAUGCAAGCAGGAGAUCGCUACGUGGUAGCAGACUGUGGGGGAGGCACGGUGGACCUGACUGUGCACCAGCUGGAGCAGCCCCAUGGCACGCUCAAGGAACUCUACAAGGCGUCGGGUGGUCCCUACGGCGCAGUGGGCGUGGACCUGGCCUUCGAGCAGCUGUUGGGUCGUAUCUUUGGCCAGGACUUCAUUGCCACGUUCAAACGGCAACGGCCAGCAGCCUGGGUGGAUCUGACCAUCGCCUUCGAAGCCCGCAAACGCACGGCAGGCCCUCACCGCACGGGGGCGCUCAACAUCUCACUGCCCUUUUCCUUCAUCGACUUCUACCGCAAGCAGCGAGGCCACAACGUGGAGACAGCCCUGCGCAGGAGCAGCGUGAACUUCGUGAAGUGGUCCUCACAGGGGAUGCUCAGGAUGUCUUGUGAGGCCAUGAACGAGCUCUUUCAGCCCACGGUCAGCGGGAUCAUCCAGCACAUAGAGGCGCUGCUGGCACGGCCGGAGGUGCACGGUGUGAAGCUGCUGUUCCUGGUGGGUGGCUUUGCGGAGUCGGCUGUGCUGCAGCACGCGGUGCAGACCGCCCUGGGUCCCCGCGGCCUGCGAGUGGUGGUCCCGCACGAUGUGGGCCUCACCAUCCUCAAGGGUGCCGUGCUGUUCGGGCAGACGCCGGGCGUGGUGCGGGUGCGCCGCUCGCCUCUCACCUACGGCGUGGGUGUGCUCAACCGCUUUGUGGACGGGCGGCACCCUCCAGACAAGCUGCUGGUCCGCGACGGCCGCCGCUGGUGCACUGAUGUUUUUGAGCGCUUCGUAGCGGCGGAGCAGUCGGUCGCCCUGGGCGAAGAGGUGCGCCGCAGCUACUGCCCCGCACGCCCUGGCCAGCGGCGCGUGCUCAUCAACCUGUACUGCUGCGCCGCCGAGGAUGCGCGCUUCAUCACUGACCCGGGGGUGCGCAAGUGUGGUGCACUCAGCCUGGAGCUCGAACCCACGCCCACCGACCGUGGCUUGGCCGGUACGCCCCCGGGCCGCCGCGAGAUCCGUGCUGCCAUGCAGUUUGGCGACACGGAGAUUAAGGUUACCGCCGUCGACGUCAGCACCAAUCGCUCAGUGCGCGCCACCAUCGACUUUCUUUCCAAUUGAAGGAGGUGCCAGGCGGGCUCUGCCUGGCCCCGCCCUCCUGCCGGGGCAGCUGAGGUCGCUGGAGGGUGGGUGGAGACACAUCCAGAGGCUCUGGCUUUGGGAGUGGGCCCUGGCCCGCUGACUGGAAGGCUGAAGGGCUCUGCCAAGGACUGAGGUCAAGGAGACUUGUUCAGCACUCCCACAGGGAACACGUGACUCCUAAGGCAGAAUGUACCAGAAGACUGGCCCUGGCCUGAACUGAAUGUGGGCGUGGGGGGUGGAUGCGAUUGGGAGGGUGAGCCAAAACAAGGCUGCUACAGGAGGACGGAGGUUUGCUGGGCCUGAAGCGCCAAGGACACUGAUGAAUGGACUCGGCCCACACAGGCAGCUGGGAAGAGUAGCCCUGUGCCACAGAAAAAUGACGGGAAGCUGACAAGAGGGACAGGGGUAGCAGGCCCUUCCAGGGCGUGGGGCUGACACUCAAGUACGAGUGUUAAGUGGAGAAAGGGCAGUAGCAGGCCAACAUUAGAGGGUAUAAGGUGAUUAUGAGGGAAUGUGGGGGCAGCAUGCUGGGGGCGGGCUUUGCUUUAGAAGAUAUGACUCAUCCUGGGAAGGCCCCUAGGCAGCCUGUGAAUGACCCACUUGAAUCUUAUCCCAGCCGCGGGGGGGGGG
Molecule: messenger RNA, 2970 nt
Organism: Artibeus jamaicensis (Jamaican fruit-eating bat)
Lineage: Eukaryota; Metazoa; Chordata; Mammalia; Chiroptera; Phyllostomidae
Gene: HSPA12B
Product: heat shock protein family A (Hsp70) member 12B
Exons: 13
Coding region: 244-2319 (691 amino acids)
Source: RefSeq, a predicted model, not a curated record